CGGUUCUAACCACGCCUAAUUUUGCUAUGAGCUCGCAAAUUGAUAAUUCUGUGUCUUAUUUUCUUUUAGGUAAUAUUCCCCGUGGAUUCCGCUCGUACAACUUAAGAGCUUAUUUCUCUCAUUUGGUGGAAAAAGAGGCGUUCGUUUGCUUUCAUUUCAGACACAGGCCAGAGUUUCUGAAUAAUUCUGGAGGACCAGCCACGCCCUCUGGCAACGAAAAGACCACACCUACAGCCAGCAAACAUAAAGAUGUAAACACUGAACAGAAAACGAUGUCGAGAACAGAAAACGAAACUGUUGACGACACUAGUUUUAUCGAUUAUACAAAAACAACUACAAGAAGCAGCGAAACUGCACAAAACUUUAAUGCAGAUGCGGCAGUACAAGCUAAUACUCAUUGCUGUCCAUUAUCAGUAAAGAGUGAGCAUGUGAAGGAGCUAUUGAGUUAUAAUGGUAAACACUGGACUGAUGGUAAUGAUGAUAUUAUGAGGGAGAGGGUGAGGAUACAAGCUCUCAAGUUACGGAGUGAAGAGUCGACUAGUGAAGGUUCCCACAAACAGAAUAAUAGUCUGAGCAGUGAUCAGAUUCUCUCUCUUGUUGAAUUCAGCCCACCAUCUUCAAUGCCUCAAGGAAACAUUGGUACCUCCCUAAAAGUAUUUCAAAAUCUAAUAAGAACCUGUCGGCUUCCUCCAAGUGUCAUCAAAAAACUUAGACUCGUUUUCCCAUCUCAUUCAAAGCGAUAUGGUGCUGUGCCACUAGACUAUGGCAUUGCGAAAAAAGGAAAGUCUCUCUCAGAUUUUAGAAAAGACGAACUGAAGCAACCAGCUGGUAGGAAAAAAAGGAAGUUGGAGGAAGAAGAGGAUAGAGUGGAAUUAGAGGAAGAAGAUGAAGAAAUUGAGCAAGAAAACGAGAAUGACGACUUUGGAGCUGAGGAUUGGGAAAGAUAUGAAGCACUUCAUGAUGAUGUUGACAAGCAGGACAGAACAUCAGAGAGACUUUUUGAGGAUGAAAUGGAAGUAACUUGGGACAAGGGAAGCAGUGGGCUAGUCUUCUAUACUGAUGCCAGUUACUGGCACCAGCAAGAAGGAGAUUUUGAUGAGCAAUGUUCACAAGAGGAUGACUGGGAUGUUGAUAUGAGCUUAUACUACGGAUAUGAGAGUGCAGAUAAACCGGCUAGAGAUAUGAGGGACAUGGAGAUUGAGAAGAGGCUUAGAGCUGGUGAAGAUUUGCAAGACAUAGUAAAGAAAAAACCAACAGAAAGUUUUGGUAGAAAAAUAAUGAAGGAGAAAGGUUGGAAAGAAGGCACUGGACUAGGUCCAUCAUCUUUAGGAAUCUCAGAGCCAGUGGAAGCUGAAGGACAGAGCUCGCACUGUAAAACAGGACUGGGGUAUAGAGGUGAAAAAUUAACAUUAAAGCCACAGGCAAGAAAAAAGACAAGAGAAGUUUUAAUUCCAACAAUUUACGACGAGAAAGAUGAAGAAAAGGAUACUGUAAUGAAACGCGGACCUCCGACUGUUUUAAAAUAUAGAGACAAAUCAUUUCCAUCAAGAUAAAUAAUUGAUAAA
Molecule: messenger RNA, 1565 nt
Organism: Amphimedon queenslandica
Lineage: Eukaryota; Metazoa; Porifera; Demospongiae; Haplosclerida; Niphatidae
Product: G patch domain-containing protein 3-like
Exons: 8
Coding region: 27-1553 (508 amino acids)
Biological process (GO): negative regulation of RIG-I signaling pathway; positive regulation of DNA-templated transcription; negative regulation of type I interferon production
Molecular function (GO): nucleic acid binding
Source: RefSeq, a predicted model, not a curated record